AUGCAAAAAGCACGCGUUAAGAUAUUUAGUAUAGAAGAUAAAAAAACAGAGCUAAGCCGGUUCCUGUACGUGGUGCAGGGGCAGAUUAACUACAUUCGAGACAUAAAGAGCGAAAUCGAAAGUCUGUUUUUCAGCGAAUUGUCAAUAAAACAGCACAUAGUGAGCAUAACCGACUCAGAUGGGUAUGUCAUCAGCGACUGGCUGAAGGCCAGCACAGUGCUUGAUGGAAAGCUGAAUGUAUAUGUGUGUGGGGGAGGCUGCGGUAAGUGCAAAAACAAAGAGCCUGACGUGUACACAUACGAAACAGAAGAAGAAAGCGAGGAUGUGAAUAUAAAAGUAGAAGUUCCUCCAGUGCCCCAAGAAGCAAGUGUAAAAAUAGGCAGACUGGACCUAAAGAAGAAGAGCAUGCUGCCUUCUAUACAGAAGCCUCUUCGCAGAGAAGCUACAAAUUCAAAGAAAAGUGUUUCUACAAACUUUGAGAAUGUUGGAGACAUAGGAGCUAGCAGCAAAGAGAGCGUGUCUAAUCUACCAGACACACAGAACAUAGCAGAGAAUGCAAACAGCCGUAAUGAUGUCCAAAGUCUUGAAAAUGAAACUGAAAAAAAAACCAGCAAUACUAAUGCACUCACAGAAAGUAGCUGUGCAAGUUCUGCUGAUGAGUUCACUUCAGACAGCAGCACAGGAAGGAGGUAUCUUACUAAGCGCCACUUGGACCUGGACAGUGUCAGAAAAAUCCAUGCGCCCCUCAAUAGAUAUGCUAAAAGAAAAUAA
Molecule: messenger RNA, 771 nt
Organism: Nematocida minor
Lineage: Eukaryota; Fungi; Microsporidia
Exons: 1
Coding region: 1-771 (256 amino acids)
Source: RefSeq, a predicted model, not a curated record